CUCAGAAACCCAGACGUUAACAAACAAAACGGAUCUCCACCACCGUUUGGAGAGAAGCUAAAAAAUUCCGACCAAAAAUCUUCCAAAUUCCUCCAUCGGAGCCACCACCCACGGCCGGGGUUUCUCUUUCUGGCUCAAAAUGUCGCGAAUCAAUUUUAGUAUAAUUCUGAUUCUGGGGUUAAUGUCGACGGUGGUGCAUUCCAUGCGGUUCGACCUCCAAUCGGGCGCCACCAAGUGCAUCUCCGACGACAUAAAGAGCAGCUCCAUGACCGUCGGCAAGUACGCCGUCGUCAAUCCCAAGGAGGGAUUUCCUAUACCUGAUUCGCAUAAGCUCACUAUCAGGGUGACCUCACCUUAUGGAAGUAACUAUCACUAUGGGGAUCAUGUGGAGUCGGGUAAUUUUGCGUUUACUGCUGCAGAGACUGGUGAUUAUUCUGCUUGCUUUUGGGUGUCAGAUCAUAAGCCCUCGACGACGGUGACGAUUGAUUUUGACUGGAAAACUGGUGUUGCUGCUAAGGACUGGUCCAAGGUUGCCAAGAAGGGGCAAAUUGAAACGAUGGAACUUGAGCUGAAAAAAUUGUACGAUACCGUGUCAUCCAUUCAUGAUGAGAUGUUUUAUCUUCGUGAAAGGGAGGAAGGAAUGCAACAACUUAAUCGAUCAACCAACUCCAAGAUGGCGGUUUUUAGCGGGCUUUCGCUUUUUGUAUGCCUGUCAGUGGCUGGUUUGCAACUAUGGCAUCUCAAGAUGUUCUUUGAGAGGAAGAAGCUCCUCUAGUUCCACAUUGUAUUUAUUUUUUCAAAUUUAUUUCUGCAGUUACAUACGCACACUAAUUUUUGUUCCCUGUAUUUUGAUGCCAAAUUGUAAUUUGGGCAUUGAUUUGUUCUGCCGAGAGGUUAGCUUCUAGGAAGGAAUCCUAUCAAUUUUUUUGUUUGUUUUGUUGAAACUGGUUUCUGUACUUUUUCCAGAGCCAGAAAACUGACUGACUUCAUCAACAUCAUUGGGAAAUUUAAUAUAUCGUUGUAUAAAAAACAUUAGUUUAUGUCA
This is a messenger RNA of Malus domestica (apple), 1045 nucleotides long. Its product is annotated as transmembrane emp24 domain-containing protein p24delta9. Gene Ontology annotation, biological process: Golgi organization; intracellular protein transport; endoplasmic reticulum to Golgi vesicle-mediated transport. The record is from RefSeq and is a predicted model, not a curated record. Lineage: Eukaryota; Viridiplantae; Streptophyta; Magnoliopsida; Rosales; Rosaceae. Gene Ontology annotation, cellular component: COPII-coated ER to Golgi transport vesicle; Golgi apparatus; endoplasmic reticulum.